Molecule: messenger RNA, 1095 nt
Organism: Aegilops tauschii subsp. strangulata
Lineage: Eukaryota; Viridiplantae; Streptophyta; Magnoliopsida; Poales; Poaceae
Source: RefSeq, a predicted model, not a curated record
GUUUGACCGAAUUAAUUACUAGUAGAGUAUUAUUUUUCUUUUGCGAAUGAGAGAAUAAAUUGCCUUUAACCACUAAUCUACUAUUAUUUCACGUUCCAAAAACAAUUUAUUUCGAUUCUAAAAAAAAUAUUUAUUUCACGUUCAGCAUGUGUAGCGGAGAGAGAGUGUGGUGCGAUCGCGAACUUUCUUGUGCCGCCACGUCUUGUCCGCCACCCCGUUUCAUCGGACGCGACGUCCAAAACCGGCGGCCCGCUCCCCGUUUCCCCUAGGCCGCUCCUCCGUUUCGCCGCCUGUUUCGCGUCUCCCAUCGCGUAUAAAAAUGGCAUCUCCCCGCAGAGAUCACCGACGAGACAACAGCCACUCGAGCAGUAAACCACGUGCGGCGCAGACGCAGAGAGAAAGAAAGCAAUCGAGGGCAGGAGCUAGGGGCUGCGAUGGCGUCGGCGGCGAGCAGGAAGGCGCCGUCGCUGGUGGUGGCGGCGACCGUGGGCGCCGUGGAGGCGCUCAAGGACCAGGCGGGCCUGUGCCGCUGGGGCUACCCGCUCCGCUCGCUCUACCGCCGCGCCGCCGCCGCGCCCAGGGUCCGCGCCCUGUCCGCCUCGCUCUCCGAUGCCGCCGCCGCUCCCCGGCCGGCGCCUUUGUCCGCGGAGGACGCGAAGCUGCGCAAGGCGCACCACCUCGUCUGCUGGGGGCCCAACUGAGCUCCUCUUCUCCGCUUCAUGUCUCCAUCGGCACAUGAGCAUACCUGAUGAAUGCCUGUGUCAAUGGUGAUUGUUUCGCCAGAGAAAGCAGAGACGUCAUUGCGUGCAGCGCCGGUGAACCGCUCCGGCCUCGGUGGAGGAGGACGGUUCAUCAACGCUAUGGCGCCUUUGCGUCUCUUCCUCCUCUUCGUCUUGCCCACUAGUAGUAUCUCGUUGCAUCUGGCUAGCCUAGCUUCCGUAGACGCAAGCUUUUGAGGCCGGGAGAUCACCCGUCUUGUUUUUGUACUAGUAGUAUGAUGAGGUGUGCGAGGCGAUUACGAUGGUUGUACUGCGGUGGAGAGGUGACCAGCGUUGUUGUACUACAGAUCGUACUAUGCUUGUGUUGUGUCGACUA